This is a messenger RNA of Lasiodiplodia theobromae, 2193 nucleotides long. RefSeq names its product Glycoside hydrolase family 37. The record is from RefSeq and is a predicted model, not a curated record. The transcript is spliced from 5 exons. Lineage: Eukaryota; Fungi; Ascomycota; Dothideomycetes; Botryosphaeriales; Botryosphaeriaceae. Gene Ontology annotation, molecular function: alpha,alpha-trehalase activity; calcium ion binding. Gene Ontology annotation, biological process: trehalose catabolic process. Gene Ontology annotation, cellular component: cytoplasm. Bases 1 to 2193 code for a protein of 730 amino acids.
AUGAGCUCGCAGCAAUCGGGUCCCCGUCACCAGCGCACCUCUACCAACGACAUCGACCCCCUGUCUGCGGCACAAAUCUACUAUGGCAACUCUCACAAGCCGAAGAGCAAGACUCGCACCUACUCGGGUGUCUUCGACACCGGAAGGCAAAAUGUUGCCGUGGCAGCUGGCAUGAAGCAGCCAGGCCGCAGGUCAAGCCACGAUGAGCACGCCUCCAACCCCCGCAAGUUCCUAAUCUCCGUCGAGGAAACAUUGCAGACUCUUCUUGAGCGCGAGGACACCGACCAAAACUGCCAAAUCACCAUUGAGGAUGCGGGCCCGAAGGUACUUUCGGUCGGCACCGCUGCUUCCAAUGGACUCAAUCGCUUUGACGUCCGUGGGACCUACAUGCUCGCCAACCUCCUGCAGGAGCUCACGCUCGCGAAAGACUAUGGUCGCAAGACGAUUAUCCUCGACGAGGCGCGCCUCAACGAGAACCCGGUCAAUCGCCUCUCCCGUCUGAUUCGAGACACUUUCUGGAACAACCUCACUCGCCGAACCGACUCUUCAAACAUCUCCCGCAUUGCCCGCGAUCCCAAGGAUUGGACGGACAACCCGCACCCAAGGAUUUACGUCCCUCGUGGUGCUCCCGAGCAGUAUGAAUACUACCUCAAGCAUGCAAAGGAGCACCCGGAUGAGAAGCUAGAGGUCAUUUACCUUGCUGAAGACUGCACGAACGAUGAGUAUGUGAGAGAUCUCAACGAUGCUCCCGGCCUCCUUGCCUUGGAUAUGGAGGAAUACAUCAACGAGAACGGCGAGAAGGAUUUCCGCGGCAAGCCUUUUGUUGUUCCUGGUGGCAGGUUCAACGAGCUCUACGGCUGGGACAGCUACAUGGAGUCUCUUGGCCUGCUGGUGAACGACAGGGUUGACCUGGUUAAAGCCAUGGUUGAGAAUUUCUGCUUCUGCAUCAAACACUACGGCAAGAUCCUCAACGGCAACCGGACCUACUACCUCGGCCGUUCGCAACCUCCUUUCCUUACGGAUAUGUGCCUCCGUGUUUAUGAUCGCAUUAAACACGAGCCCGGAUCACAGGAUUUCCUGAAAGCCUCUAUCAUGGCGGCUAUCAAAGAGUACUACAGCGUGUGGACGGCAGCACCGCGCUAUGACGAGGAAACCGGUCUGUCGAGGUAUCGCCCGGGCGGCAUUGGCGUGCCUCCGGAGACCGAGGCCACUCAUUUCGUUCACAUUCUGGAGCCAUAUGCGAAGAAGCAUAACAUGACUUUCGACGAGUUCGUCAAAGCCUACAACCAUCGCAAGAUCCUUGAGCCCGAACUCGACGUGUACUUUAUGCACGAUCGUGCUGUCCGUGAAUCUGGCCACGACACGUCGUACCGUCUGGAACGCGUUGCAGGCGAUCUCGCAACUGUCGACUUGAACUCGCUGCUCUACAAGUACGAGACGGAUAUUGCUCGCACAAUCCGCGCUCACUUCGGUGAUCGUCUUGCUAUCCCUGCCGAGUUCUGUGUUGCCGGGCAGGAACCCGGUCACAUCGAGACUUCGGCUGUCUGGGACCGCCGUGCAAAGAAGAGAAAGGCUGUCAUGGAGAAGCUGAUGUGGAACGAAGAGGAGGGCAUGUUUUUCGACUACCAUACGGUUGAGAAGAAGCAGACUGGCUACGAGAGUGCGACGACGUUUUGGCCCAUGUGGGCUGGUGUUGCCACUCCACGCCAAGCAGCUGCCUUGGUCGCUAAGGCUCUUCCGAAGCUUGAAGAAUUUGGCGGCCUCGCAUCAGGCACAGAAAAGUCCCGUGGCGAGGUCGGCCUGGAGCGCCCCAACCGUCAGUGGGACUAUCCAUUUGGAUGGGCACCUCAACAGAUGCUUGCAUGGGUGGGUCUCUUACGUUUUGGCUAUGAGUACGAAGCCCAGCGCCUUGCGUACAAGUGGUGUUACAUGGUCACCAAGGCCUUCGUCGAUUUCAACGGCGUGGUCGUGGAGAAGUACGACGUCACCAGACCGAUUGACCCGCACAGAGUCGAGGCAGAGUACGGCAACCAAGGCAGCGACUUCAAAGGAGUUCCUCGUGAAGGCUUUGGUUGGGUCAAUGCCAGCUAUGUGUACGGCUUGCAAAUGCUGAACGCGCACAUGAGGCGGGCUUUGGGUGCUCUGACACCGUGGGACACGUUCACCAAGGCCACAGAGGCUCUCGGUUUCUAA